Salvia hispanica is the source of this 2034-nucleotide messenger RNA. RefSeq names its product sodium/hydrogen exchanger 2-like. The record is from RefSeq and is a predicted model, not a curated record. NCBI's taxonomy places the organism in Eukaryota, Viridiplantae, Streptophyta, Magnoliopsida, Lamiales, Lamiaceae. Gene Ontology annotation, molecular function: potassium:proton antiporter activity; sodium:proton antiporter activity. Gene Ontology annotation, cellular component: plasma membrane. Gene Ontology annotation, biological process: proton transmembrane transport; sodium ion import across plasma membrane; regulation of intracellular pH.
UUUUCCUUUCCAAUUUAAGCGUGUAAUCGAUCAUCGAAAGAAGUUUUUCAAAGCUGCGUCAAAAUCGUGAUAUUAUAUGGGAGCGUCUUCAAUUUCCUCGGUGUAUCUUAAGGAGAACAAAGCUGCAUUGUGUGGAAGAUUUGAAUAUAGGAGGCAAUGGGGAUUGAUUUGAGAUCUGUGGUGGAGGCGGUGAGAAAUUUAACAACCUCAGACCAUGCUUCAGUGGUAUCGAUUACCUUGUGUGUCACGCUCCUCUGCGCGAGUAUUGUGAUCGGUCAUCUAUUGGAGGAAAGUCCAUGGAUAAAUGAAUCGAUCACUGCCCUUUUAAUUGGUGUGGGAACCGGAGUUAUGAUUUUACUUCUAAGUGGAGGGAAAAGCUCACACCUCUUUAUGUUCAGCGAAGAUCUUUUCUUCAUUUAUCUCCUUCCUCCAAUCAUCUUCAAUGCUGGGUUCCAGGUUAAGAAGAAACACUUCUUCCGAAAUUUUGCGACUAUAAUGAUGUUUGGAGCAAUUGGUACAUUGGUAUCUUUCACAAUCAUAUCACUAGGUGCUAUAGCCAUUUUUGGGAAAAUGGAUCUUGGUCUUGUAGUUGGGGAUUAUCUCGCAAUCGGAGCUAUUUUUGCUGCAACAGAUUCUGUCUGUACAUUGCAGGUGCUAAGUCAGGAUGAGACUCCACUACUAUAUAGUCUAGUGUUUGGAGAAGGCGUUGUAAAUGAUGCAACAGCAGUGGUGCUUUUCAACGCAAUCCAGGAUUUUGAUCUUUCUCGUAUAAAUUCAGCUAUAGCUUUGCAGCUGAUUGGGGAUUUCAUUUAUUUAUUUAUCUCAAGCACUGCGCUAGGAGUUUUUCUGGGACUGCUCAGCGCAUAUGUCAUAAAGAAGCUUUAUUUUGGAAGGCACUCAACUGAUCGCGAGGUUGCAAUUAUGAUGCUCAUGGCUUACCUAUCAUACAUGUCUGCAGAAUUAUUCUAUUUAAGUGGGAUCCUCACAGUCUUCUUUUGUGGGAUUGUAAUGUCACAUUACACCUGGCAUAAUGUGACUCAGAACUCGAGAGUUACAACUAAACACACCUUUGCAACAAUGUCAUUUGUUGCUGAGACAUUCAUAUUCCUGUAUGUUGGCAUGGAUGCUCUGGACAUUGAGAAGUGGAGGGUUGUAAGUGACAGCCCGAAAACCUCGAUCAAAGUCAGUGCAAUUCUACUUGGACUGGUCUUGGUUGGAAGAGCAGCUUUUGUUUUUCCCUUGUCAAUUUUAUCCAACUUCAACAAGUCUCCACAUGAGAAAAUCGGCUUUAAGCAGCAAAUUACCAUAUGGUGGUCUGGACUUAUGCGAGGUGCCGUAUCCAUGGCUCUUGCCUACAACCAGUUUACCAAGGCAGGCCACACCCAGGUACGUGGCAAUGCCAUCAUGAUCACCAGCACCAUAACGGUCGUGCUCUUCAGCACCGUGGUGUGUGGCUUAAUCACAAAACCAUUGGUGAGAUUCUUGAUGCCCUCAUCUAAAGAGCUCAGCAGAUCAAUGUCUUCAGAGCCAGGCACUCCCAAGUCCUUUGCUGUGCCACUUCUUGACAGUCAUUGUGAACUUUUCAACGGGCAGGCGUCGGGCGCUCAUGGGGACCAGCAGCCUGUAGUCCACCCGAGCAGCUUGCGGAUGCUUCUCACGAACCCCAGCCGCACCAUUCACUACUACUGGAGGAAAUUCGACGAUGCCUACAUGCGGCCCGCCUUUGGUGGCCGCGGCUUUGUCCCCUAUGUGCCGGGCUCCCCGACCGAACCAAGCGUGCAUGAAUGGCCUGCAGAAGAAGCCAAGGACUAAUCAUGCUUCAUUUUUUAGGUUUUGCACAUACGAAACUUAUGUUUUAUCAACCCAUUGCCAUGAUACCGAGGGAGAGGUGUUCUCAAGUGUCUCGUUUUCUGUGUUUCUUUUUUGUUAGCAAGGUUCUGUGGAUGUGGUCUUGCAAUUAAUUAGCUAUGUAGUAAUGUUGUACUUAUUAUUUAUUAUUCUACUAUGUUAGUUUGAAUCAUCUCAAUUACUCCU